Messenger RNA from Nilaparvata lugens (brown planthopper), 975 nucleotides. RefSeq names its product ERI1 exoribonuclease 3 (gene Snp). Lineage: Eukaryota; Metazoa; Arthropoda; Insecta; Hemiptera; Delphacidae. The coding region runs from base 108 to 881 and encodes 257 amino acids. Gene Ontology annotation, molecular function: 3'-5'-RNA exonuclease activity; nucleic acid binding. The transcript has a single exon. Gene Ontology annotation, biological process: exonucleolytic trimming to generate mature 3'-end of 5.8S rRNA from tricistronic rRNA transcript (SSU-rRNA, 5.8S rRNA, LSU-rRNA). The record is from RefSeq and is a predicted model, not a curated record.
GACACAAAAAGUUAGGUUAUGUUAUUGCUCAGUUCAGUUAGUGUGUUGAUUUACCAAUGCAUAGUAAUUUGCGUACUAUUAUUGUAAUUGUAAAGUUUUAUUAGACUAUGAUGCUUCGUAAACUUGCUCUCCUCACUUCUAACUGUCUCUGUAAGCGUUCAUCGAAGGUUUCAUUUAUUGAUACUAUUUUCUUUAAUAUUUCCAAUAGAAGUGUGCAAUUAGAUUCUGUCAAAUUCCGUUAUACGAAAAAAGAUAAGAAGUUUUAUAGAUUUAAAAAAUCAGAAGACACUGUAAAACAAAUAUAUGACGCAUUCCUGAUAUUAGAUUUUGAAAGCACAUGUAUGGAAGGAUUUGGCACGUUGAAAGAGCAGGAAAUAAUCGAGUUUCCAUGUCUGUGGUUAGAUGGCAAAACUUUGCAAGUGACUUCACAGUUUCAUCAGUUUGUUAAACCAAAACUUUGUGAACAAUUGGAUCCAUUCUGUGUUACGCUCACUGGAAUAAACGACGAUACUCUUGCCGACCAACCUCACUUUGAAACAGUGCUCAAAGACUUCCUGGACUGGUUCGAGCAACAAAAAACUGUCAACAAUGCCGAGAAACCAGUGUUUGUCACUUCCGGGGACUGGGAUCUGAAAGUGAUGUUGCCAAUGCAAUGUCAGCACUCCGAUAUACCAGUUCCCACCCAAAUGACAAAAUGGAUAAAUAUAAAAGAAUCUUUUUCAAUUUCAACCGGUACUUAUCCUUAUGGACUGAAGCAUAUGUUGGAAAUUCUAGAACUUCCUUUCGAGGGACGGCUACAUAGUGGAAUAGAUGAUUGUAAAAAUAUAGCGAAUAUUGUUAAGAAACUAGCUGAAGGCGGAUUAGUUCUUGGAGCAACAUAAUGUUUAGUAUUACAAUCGAAAGGGUAAAUUCUGUUAAAUACUCAAUCAUGUGAAUUCGUCGGUUAUUGAAUAAAUUGUUGAUGAAUCACAUCAA